Messenger RNA from Rangifer tarandus platyrhynchus (Svalbard reindeer), 774 nucleotides. NCBI's taxonomy places the organism in Eukaryota, Metazoa, Chordata, Mammalia, Artiodactyla, Cervidae. The record is from the annotation of a GenBank genome assembly.
AUGGCCGGGUCCCCUCUGCUCCUCACCCUGGUCGCUCUCUGCACAGGAUCCUGGGCGCAGGCUGUGCUGACUCAGCCGUCCUCCGUGUCCGGGUCCCCGGGCCAGAGGGUCAGCAUCACCUGCUCUGGAAGCAGCAGCAACAUCGGUGGUAAUAGUGUGGGCUGGCUCCAACAGAUCCCAGGAUCGGCCCCCAGAACCCUCAUCUAUGGUAGUACCAGUCGACCCUCGGGGGUCCCCGACCGAUUCUCCGGCUCCAAGUCUGGGAACACAGCCACCCUGACCAUCAGUUCGCUGCAGGCAGAGGACGAGGGGGAUUAUUUCUGUGCAACUUAUGACGACAGUAUCAGUGGUAACACGCCUGGGCUGGCUCAGCCCGCCUCCCUGUCCGCGUCUCCGGGAGCAUCAGCCAGACUCUCCCGCACCCUGAGCAGCGGCUCCACGGUGGAAGCUCAGACUGUGGUCCAGGAACCGCCACUGUCAGUGUCUCCAGGAGGGACGGUCACCCUCACCUGUGGACUGAGCUCUGGGUCAGCCACUACCUACAGCGAACCCAGCUGGUACCAGCAGACCCCAGGCCAGGCUCCCAGAAAUGUUAUCUACAGCACCAACAGCCGCCCCUCUGGGGUCCCUGAUCGCUUCUCUGCCUCCACCUCUGGGAACAAAGCCACGCUCACCAUCACGGGGGCCCAGCCCGAGGACGAGGCUGACUAUCACUGCUUACUGUACAAGGGUAGUGGUACUUACAGCUGCACAGAGAUGGGAGCCCAUGGGGAA